CUGUGCGGAGCAGGUGGGAGGGAAGGAUAAUUCAGAACAAAUCUGCUGGUAAACAGGAUGCUCUCUCGGUAUUUCCUGCCUCCUGUUGCACUGGUGGAACUUAAUUUUCAGGAAUCAGCUAAGCCUGAGGUCAAUAAUGCUCUUGUAAUUUCUCUGACUUGCUGUAGCUGAUACAAUAUAAUACAAAUACAAUAUAAUGAGGCAUUCAUAUAUCUGAGAGCAAAAAGUCAGCCUGCAUUGUUAUCUGGCUGGAUAAGAAAUGUUUACACAUGUUCAAGUGAAAAAAGUGAUUUGCUGAGUAUAAAUAAAGUCACAGAAGAGAAGAGGAGCUUGCAGUUGGCAGCCACUUCUGCAGCCCCAGGGGCUGACCAGCACCCAGGUCAGAUGGUUCUCAGUACUGCCCCAGACCCAAGGUCCAGCUUGACCCCAGCACUGGGAAGAGAUGUCUGGGCUCCCUGCACAGUGUGGAGGAGAAUUUCACUGCAGGGGGACCUCUCCAGCCCCAUGGCUGUGGAUUUGCUGUCACCAUAACUGGUGAGAGGUACAGGAUGCUGCCCCAUCCCCAGGGCUGUGAACCUGGGACAGGAAACUUUUACUUCCCUCCCUCCAAUGAGGAAAGAUUUCUCUUCUCCUUUGCAUCAAGCCUAACCCAGAUUCCUGGGCUUGAAUACAGGGGAGGGGUUGGGGUUGACUAAUCCCAAAAAGAAUUUUACCAAGACUGAGUAAGGGCUCUGGACUGCAGGGAGUGAUGACAAAUCUUGGAAACUCAAGCCUGUGCUUUGGCAGGGAGGUUUGUUUGGGGAUUGGUUGGGUUGGUUUUUUUAUGGUCCUUUUUAUCACUUUUCAGCUGUACAGUGUGUUCUCAGAUGGUAUAUUUGCCACUUCAUGGUUUUGGAUCAUGACCAUCAUUUUUUCAGCUAACAGAACAGGGAGCAACUGGUGCUUGGCCAGCUUCUUUCCUACUGAAGCAAAAGAAAACUCUGCAAGAGGCUUUCUCCAGAGCUCUCUAAAUGAAUUUUCUGUCACCAUUUCCUGCUAACUCUUCCCCCUCUCUGACCUCUCAAUGCAGACUUUGAUGUUCUGAGCUGCCAGAAAGUCCCACCAUCACAUUUUCUCAGGGAAAUUUUUCAAGUGUCCUACCCCAUCACACUUUGCAUCUUUCCAAGAGGCAUAUUUAGGCCCAUAAUAUCAUGCCUGUCACUAAUCAGUGAGCAAAUCUUUUGGCUGUAUAUUUGCCAAGGGGAUAUUGCCAAAAUGACUCUUUGGGUAAAACAGAAGCCAUGCAGCUCUGCUGCAGGGAAGGAGCCAAGACCUUUCUUAAUGGCACGGUCCCCAGGAAAAAUCACAAGGCAGGCUCCAACCAGUGUAAAGGGUCUAUUCUUUAUGUUGGCUUUCUGGAAACAAAACCCUCCAGGGAUUACUUAGUUUAGAUUUUUCAAGCAUUUUUUUCUAGUGCCUGUUGGGCUAGAAAGCCUUGUGCUCAAGCUGGGCAGGGAAAAUAAGAGUCUCCCAUAAUCCCUUCAGUCCCCUAAAUGCUGAAUUUUGGGGCCAACUUGCCCCAGGCUAUUUUGAGCUCUUUGCAGGCUCAGCAGCCCAGGGGAACAGAGGUACUGGUGGUAGGGCAGGACAGGGAGAUAGCAUUGAUUUUUGUGGGCAAACUGUCAUCUAUGGGAGUAAUUCAGCUUUAAAGCAGAAUCACAGAUCCACAGAAUAUUCUGGGUUGGAAGGGACCCACAAGGAUCAUCAAAUCCAACUCUUAAGUGAAAGGCCCAUAUGGGGGUCAAAUCCACAGCCUUGGCAUUAUUAGCAUGGUGCUCUGACCAACUGAGCUAAUCCCAGUGGCCAAAACCAUUGCAUGCAGCCUUGAAAAGGACCUGCAUUGUGUGACUUGAUCCCUGGGAGUCUGAAAAAUAAUAAUCCUGCCUAAAACCAUAAAAUCUGGCACCAAGAGUUAACACUUGGCUUUGCAGUUUCUGUGUGCUGAAUCAGUUCCUGGCUUUCCUUGCUGCUGAUGGCCUGGCUGGACAGGCCAUAUCCUCCAGGGAGAUGGGCCAUUGCUCCCCAUCUCCAAAAAAAUGCUCUGCUGUUUUUGUUACCAGCCUCCUGCUGCUGUACCUGCACUCACAGCCUGUCAGGCUCUCACAUUAUCAGGCAUAAACACCAUGUGUACAAACAUAUUUGCUAUUACAGCAGACAGGAAGGGAUUAAGUGAGUGCUAUAAAAUUAACCUCAACAUCAGUCAAAAGAAACAAAAGCGAAAAAGGAACAGAGUAAUCAGAUGCUCUUACGAGCAGGAUAUGCUCAAAAUGAUUUCUCCAUCCCAUUACAAAUGCUUAGAAACUGCACAGCCUCUCCAGCACAGUGAGGUUUUGAAGUGGUUUAAUGGGCAUUAGGAGUUCAGAGCUGAUAAUGCUGCUUCCAACCUUUUCACUGCAUGAAAACAGGUAGUGGCAAUUGACUGGUGCAAAUUUGCUACUUUUAAAGCUGUAUUUGCUGGCUUGGAUGUGCUAAAAGUCUCUCCACAGAGUCUUCAGAGCCUGAAUAUAAUGUGUGUGGUUAAAGUGGGGAUAUAUUGAGUUUCUUCAACAGAGGACUGGUUCCAGUGUGUGCCCUGCAUGCUGGAGAGCUGGGACCUGCUGUAGAACAAACCAUUCACCAUGUCAAUUAAAAAGGAAGGUGCCCACAAGAAGUGGGCUGCCCUGAAGGAGAAACUCGGGCCCCAGGAGACUGACCAGUCAGAGGCCAACCUGGAAAAUGCAGAACCAGAGCUGUGCAUCCGUCUCCUGCAAAUGCCCUCAGUGGUGAACUACUCCGGGCUGAAGAAGAGGCUGGAGAACAGUGAUGAUGCCUGGAUGGUGCAGUUCCUGGAGCUGUCUGGGCUGGAUCUCCUCCUGGAGGCCCUGGACAGGCUGUCAGGGCGAGGAGUGGCCAGGAUAUCUGAUGCCUUGCUUCAGCUCACCUGCAUUAGCUGCGUGCGGGCAGUCAUGAACUCCCACAAGGGCAUAGAAUACAUUGUGAGCAACGAGGGCUACGUCAGGAAACUCUUCCAAGCACUUGACACAACUAAUGUCAUGGUCAAAAAGCAAAUAUUUGAGCUCCUGGCUGCACUGUGCAUUUACUCAUCAGAUGGGCACUCUCUGGCUCUGGAUGCUUUGGACCAUUACAAGAGUGUGAAGAACCAGCAGUAUCGGUUCAGCAUCAUCAUGAACGAGCUGUCCAACACAGACAACGUGCCCUACAUGGUGACACUGCUGAGUGCCAUCAACGCCAUCAUCCUGGGCAAAGAAGAGCUGAGAACAAGGACACAAAUCAGAAAUGAGUUCAUAGGGCUGCAGCUGUUGGAUGUUUUAGACAAGCUGAGAGACAUCGAGGAGGAGGAUCUGCUUAUCCAGUGUGACACAUUUGAGGAGUUCAAAAUAGAGGAUGAUGAGGAGUUAUUAAGGAUAUGUGAUGGCAUAAACAUGAAUGAUCAUCAUGAGGUCUUUUCAUCUCUCUUCAACAAAGUGAGCCGCUCUCCAGUCUCUGUCCAGCUGCUGUCCAUCCUGCAGAGCCUGCUGCACUUGGAACCCUCUCAUCACUCCAGCCUCCUGCUCUGGGAGUCCUUGGAUGCCGUAGUGAACAGAGCCCUUUUGCUCGCCAAUGACAUCCAAGGGAACACAGUUGAAGAGGUCAUUGAGAGGCUGCUGUCUAUCAAAAAACAUCCAAACAAGCAAAAGCGAGCUGAAAACCGCCUGCCUGGGAGCGCAGCUGGAGGUGUCCAGGCUGAGCCAGAGCCAUGUGCACGUGCAGCUCGGUGUCCAGUGGGAUCAUCAAACCCCACCAGGGCACCAGCAACAUCCUCAGGGCCACUGGACAACGAAAAGAAGAUCUCAUCCUGCCAGUUCACAGCCUGCUGUGCUCUGCCAGAGAAAUCUAACCCUCCCUCCAACACUGCUCCCAACCCGGCACCUCCAGCCCCACCACCUCCACCCUCUGGCACAGCAGCUGUGACCCCCACAUCCCCCAUGACAAACACACCUCCAGCCCCUCCACUCCCUGGCAUCCCUCCCCCUCCACCCCCACUGCCUGGCAUGGGGGGUAUUCCCCCUCCUCCUCCACCUCCAUUACCUGGCAUGGGUGGUAUCCCACCCCCUCCACCUCCACUGCCUGGCAUGGGGGGCAUUCCUCCUCCUCCACCUCCACUGCCUGGCAUGGGUGGUAUCCCACCCCCUCCACCUCCCUUACCUGGCAUGGGUGGUAUCCCUCCCCCUCCACCUCCCUUACCUGGCAUGGGUGGUAUCCCUCCCCCUCCACCUCCCUUACCUGGCAUGGUUGGUAUCCCUCCCCCUCCACCUCCCUUACCUGGCAUGGGGGGCAUUCCUCCUCCUCCACCCCUCCUUCCUGGCAUGACAGGAGAUCACAUAGAAGCCGUGGUGGCCUCCCAGUACAGCUGCCCCCUGGGCUUGGGCAGGCCUCCCCGCAAGGCAGUGAAGACACCAACGCUGAGAAUGAAGAAGCUGAACUGGCAGAAGCUGCCCUCCAACGUGGUGAGAGAGAGCCACUCGAUGUGGGCUUCAGUGAGCAGCAGCAGUGAGGAAACGAUAGAGCCCAACUACAGCAGCAUUGAGCAGCUGUUCUGCUUCCCACAGCCAGCCCCCAAGGAGAAGACAGCAGCACCAGUGAAGGCAGAGCCGAAGGAGAUCACAUUUUUGGACUCCAAGAAAAGUCUCAAUUUGAACAUAUUUUUGAAGCAAUUUAAAUGCUCCAAUGAAGAGGUGACUGCCAUGAUCCAGAAUGGGGACCGGACCAAGUUUGAUGUUGAGGUUCUGAAGCAGUUGCUGAAGCUGCUGCCUGAAAAGCAUGAGAUAGAAAACCUGAAGGCCUUCAAAGAGGAGAAAUCAAAGCUAGCAAAUGCAGAUCAGUUCUAUCUUCUCCUCCUUCAGAUUCCCAGCUACCAGCUGCGCAUUGAGUGUAUGCUGAUCUGUGAAGAGACCACCGUCGUGCUCGACAUGAUUCAGCCCAAAGCUGAAGCCAUCCGCAGAGCCUGUGAAGAUCUUCUGACCAGUCAUCGCCUGCCAGUCUUUUGUCAACUGAUUCUCAAAGUUGGAAACUUUCUGAACUAUGGAAGUCACACAGGCGAUGCCGAUGGGUUUAAAAUCAGCACUUUACUCAAACUAACAGAAACCAAAGCCAACCAAACCCGCAUUACACUGCUCCACCAUAUUCUAGAGGAAGUAGAAAACAGCCACAAGGACCUACUGGAGCUGCCAAAGGAUCUUGAAUAUGUUUCAAAAGCAGCAGGAAUUAAUCUUGAUAUUAUACGCACGGAGUCUGGUACCAAUUUAAAGAAGUUGCUGGAGCUUCAGAAGAAAGUCUUAUCAUCAAAUGAGGAUGUGAAACAACAGUAUGAGAAACCCAUCCAGGACAGCAUUGAUGCCUCCAGAAAGCUGGAAGAAGAAUUUGAAACCAUUGAAAAGAAGAGAGAGGAACUUGCAAAUUAUCUCUGUGAAGAUCCAAGCAAGUUGUCCUUGGAGGACAUAUUUAGCAUCAUGAAGACCUUCAGAGAUCUCUUCAUCCGAGCUCUGAAGGAAAACAAGGACAGAAAGGAGCAAGCUGCCAAAGCAGAAAAGAGGAAAAAACAGCUAGAAGAGGAAGAGGGGAAGAGACAGAAGGGAGAAAAUGGAAAAGUCAUCAAGAAGGGGCUGGUGAAGCAGGAGGAGGUGUGUGUCAUCGACGCCCUGCUCGCCGACAUCAGGAAGGGGUUCACGCUCAGGAAGACGAAGAACAGACACGAGGCAGAGGCAGUUCCUAAACCCUCGUCUGCAGAGAGCCCAGAGGAAAGCCAGCCUGGACAGAGCAUGAAGGAUCCACAAGCAGCAGGGAAGCAGAUUGAUGACAAGACCAAGCAAAACAAGGAUGAUCAUCCCUCAGAAAGCACUCCUCCCUCAACCACUGCCCCAAUGGAGACAGGUGGAGGUGUUACAAAUGCUUCAGCUUCUGAAAACAGUGCUGGAGGAGGUCUGCCACUGGAGUCCCAGACCAAAAGCUCCUCAGAGAGCAUGGUGGAAGCUGAUGGAGCCAGUCAGACCAUGCUGAGCCUUGGGAUGGAGCAGCCAAACAACGUGGAAAGCCUCCAGCCCAGCUCAAAGAGCGGCUCCCUUGCCUUCUCUGUGGCUGACAUAGGCACAAGGAUAAGCUUUGUGAGCAGCACUUCAGCCUCUGCUCUGAGAGACCAGCUCAGCUGGACUAACGGGUCCAUGCCAGAAGGCCAGGACAAGGAGUGCCCACCUGAUGGCUCAGAGGGUGCUCAGCCUGCUCCCUGCAGUGAUGCCCAGCAGGCAGAGUCAAAAGAAAUGACCAAGGAAAAUGAAGACCCCGGUACAGACUCGCUGUUGGACACAUCUCAAGACAAGGCCUUCUCAGAGGAGCCAGCCACCGACUCCUCUUGCUCAGCAACACUUCCCCCAGAGCAGACUCACAGUGACAGGGAAAAGCAGAGGCCAUCAGGGAAAAGGAAGAAGAAGAAGAGGCACAGCAAAAGCUACUCAGAGGUUGAGACUGAUACUGGAGAUAAUAAAACAAAAAAAGAUUGUGUGGCACAAUGAGGUGUCAUGGCAAGGCAGAAGGUAUGAGAGAAGCUCUCAUGUGUCCCUGGAGUGCUGCCGGCUUCUGAGACUCCAGAUUCUGCAUCAGUGAAAUGCCACCCUGGAAACUUCUGCCCCAUGAAGAUGCACAGCCUCUCCUCAUGCACUUUCACUCCCUCCCCAGGACCUAAAGAGCCUCCCCAGAGACUUUGGACCCCUCAGCCUGUGCCUUGCACUGGGCACCUGUGGGGGCAGGGGGUGGUUCUGUGCAUAGUGGUGGUGAAAGGCUCAGACCUGUCAUCCACUGUCCUGGAAGCCAAGUCUUAAAACCUGCUCUUAGGCCAAACUCCUCUUGAAAUGACAGCUGAGUGUGGCCCAAGAACAGACUGCAGUGUUUAGCCCUUGAAGAAGUGUUAAAAACAGUAGUGCCUCAAUUAAAUUAAGGGUAUAAAUUAAGCAGUGGCUGUACCAUCACAGGUGGAGGUGUGUUAAGUCCCUCUUCUCAUUGCCCACUGAUGACUUAUAUUGGACCAGGUCCAAGACCCAGAUUAGACAAAUGUAUUUUUACUCUCAAUUGCUUAAAGCAAGAGAGAUUGGUUACAGGGGAAAAACAAGUUAAAGUAUGUAUUUUACUAAGCAUAUGGCCAUAUAAACAGUGUCUGGUUCCUACAUGAUGCUUAUGUGCAAUUGAAGUGCAUCAGUAGUCUUAAGUAGUCUUGUCAUAGCCACUGGUGCAUCCAUCAGCUUUGGGAGAACCAGGGGCCUGGCUUCUCUUACUAAAGCAACAGGAAGAGGUUUUCCAGAGUGUUCUAUUGGACACAUUUUCAGCUUAUCCUGUAGUGAAUCUCUGGGUUUGACUUCCAUUGUCAGCUACUUGUACUUGAGAGUCUGUGUCCAAGCUGCAGAACGUGUGGAAUCAUGUAACUUUGGCUUUAAAACUGGGACUGUGCAGUACUGUGUUUUCAAAAUUCAGAGCUUUAUUUCUCAAGUUUUGUAAUAACACUGUAUAAUAAUUUUGUACAUAGCUGUCCAUUUAAAAUGAUCUAUGUUUGUUGAAUCUAUGGUGUGAUAUAUGCUGAAACAUAAAUCCAGUGCAAGAGCUGGGUACAUUUCAGAACUGUUCAUUUAUAUGGUAACUCACUGUGGCUAAACUAAUGUGCAGGCUAAAGCUUAUUUUGCUCUGCUUAAUAGGACUUGUAAUGUCCUUGUUAUACUGAAAACUAGAAGUGAAACCAAGAAUUAAAUCACUGGUUUGCUUUAACCAAGGCAUCACUAUGAGCAUAUUGAGAACUGGUCAACAGAAGCAGAGGUGAGUUGAGAGCAGACACAUGGGCAUGUUCAGUGCAGGGCACACUGCAGAGUAGCACAGCUGCAACAGAAAACUCAUUCCUGCUGGCAGAAGCAGGGAUACCCCCAGCAUUCCCUGGAGAACCAUGUCACCCAGGUUUGAUUUGCAGGACUGUCUCUAGCACAUCUACAGGUAUCUCCCCUUUUUUCCCCUCUUUUCCAGUCUCAGAGCACAUCACCCAAGCACCAUAUUUUUACUCCUCAAUCUAGCUCUGCUGCUCUCAGAUUAGACUCCAGGCUGCAAAAAUCUGAGUAUUAAACACAUUCUGCCAGCUCUGUGUCUCCAGAAUAGCCUGCAGCCCGGGCUAGCAGUGCACAGCCAUCCUCCUCCUCACCACCUCACUGUUUGAUCAAUAGGAACAUCAUUUGGAGAUGCAGGAGUGGAGAACAAACAGGUUCUCUGGGUGUUACCUAGGGAACCUUUCUGCUGAUGUCCCACUGGCUGCUCACCUCAGAUACUGCAGCAUGUGUCCAUUUCUCCAUCUGGGUCUUUCAGCUUCCCUCAUUUCACCCAGAGAGAGCAGCUCAUUGCCACAGCCAGAGUUUUUAUUACUCUGUGUGCUUACCUUGGCCUUAAAAGAGAGGGGUUUUGGCAUUAUCUUUCCCCUGCUUUCAAGAGUUUACAAAGAAAUUGGUUAUUUUAAGCCACCAGAGGCUCUUUGUUCAAUAGUCAUCUGUAAAUUAUCUAUUCAAUCACAUCCUAAUCAGCAGCCUCAAGCACAACAUUUAUAAUUUAUUGCUCUAGAGCAGCUCUUCUUCCAUUACAGUGAUUAUUUCAGAAGAACAGAAGAAAAGAAUCAGAGCAGGUCAAAGACUGAAAUUCAACUGGGAUGUGCAGUUUUGUUCCAUUUAUUAGCUUGAAAUAAAGCUCAUGACCCCAAAGAUUUUUCAGUGGUUGCAAGACCAAAUUAAUUGUUAAUAAAUUGUUGGUGAAAAGAAUAUAAUGGCCAAUUCAACAGAGCUUUGGUCUUUUAAGUCAACCAUGAGUACAGACCUCAAAAUAGAAUUAUUGUGGUGUAUUUCAGCAACUGCACACAGAAUCUGGUAUGUAAACCAGGCUCUGACCACCACAAGCUUCUUGCUGCCAAAUAAAUGCAUAUUCUGUAAUUAAGCAUUAGCUAUAUGAUAAAAUGAAAGUACAGGAGAAAUCAGCAGAAAUCUUUUUCAAAUAUUUCACAUCAAAAAUCAGAUAUGCUUAAUGAGAUGGAUUUUCAGGGUUAGGUUUUGGGAAGUUUUGGUUGGGUUUUUGGUUUUUUUCCAAUACUGAAAAUAUUUCAAAGUUUAGAAUAAAAAUAAACACUU
This is a messenger RNA of Passer domesticus (house sparrow), 9212 nucleotides long. Its product is annotated as inverted formin-2-like. Gene Ontology annotation, molecular function: small GTPase binding; actin binding. Lineage: Eukaryota; Metazoa; Chordata; Aves; Passeriformes; Passeridae. The record is from RefSeq and is a predicted model, not a curated record. The coding region runs from base 2658 to 6584 and encodes 1308 amino acids. Gene Ontology annotation, biological process: actin cytoskeleton organization. The transcript is spliced from 23 exons.